Messenger RNA from Sander lucioperca (pikeperch), 2008 nucleotides. Its product is annotated as E3 ubiquitin/ISG15 ligase TRIM25-like. Lineage: Eukaryota; Metazoa; Chordata; Actinopteri; Perciformes; Percidae. Gene Ontology annotation, molecular function: zinc ion binding. The transcript has a single exon. The record is from RefSeq and is a predicted model, not a curated record. Bases 378 to 1640 code for a protein of 420 amino acids.
UACAAUAGGGCAUAUUUUAGGCGUACUGCAUUUGAUAUACUAUGUAUUGGGGAAAAGUAAAUCUUUCCCUGUCAUACUAAUGGUAGUAUGGGCAUUGCAACACACUCAGUAUCUCUCUCAAAGCGCUCCUCUUCCAGGAAUGAACAAAGCUUGAUAACCCCUCCCUCCUCUUCCUGCUCCCAAACACAGCCAGCUCCACUCUGUGCACAUAUUUCCUUGUUCCCUCCCCUUCAGAGCUACAGUUUGCAGAUGGGUGUAACCAACAUGUUGGGGAAGUACAACAGCGUAUCACUGCUGUUGUUACAUCAGAGCUCAGACUAGUUUCACUUCUCAGGAAGUGAGACUCAGACAGUCGUUGUCACUGAGCGAGAGGUGAAAUGGCACAGAAAGGAGUUCAGCUGGACCGGGAAACCUUCUCUUGUUCCAUCUGUCUGGAUCUACUGAAGGAUCCGGUGACUACUCCCUGUGGACACAGCUACUGCAUGAACUGUAUUAAAAGCCACUGGGAUGAAGAGGAUCGUAAGUACAGCUACAGCUGUCCUCAGUGCAGGAAGACGUUCACACCGAGGCCUGUCCUGCUGAAAAACACCAUGUUAGCAAUUUUAGUGGAGGAGCUGAGGAAGACUGGACUCCAAGCUGCUCCUGCUGAUCACUGCUAUGCUGGAGCUGAAGAUGUGGCCUGUGAUGUCUGCACCGGGAGAAAACUCAAAGCACACAAGUCCUGUCUGCAAUGUCUGGCUUCUUUCUGUGAGAAACACCUUCAGCUUCAUUAUGAAUCAGAGACAUUCAAGAAACACAAGCUGGUGGAGCCGUCCAAGAAGCUCCAGGAGAACGCCUGCUCUCGUCAUGAUGAGGUGAUGAAGAUGUUCUGUCGUACUGAUCAGCAGCUUAUCUGUUAUCUCUGCUCUGUGGAGGAACAUAAAGGCCACGACACAGUCUCAGCUGCAGCAGAGAGAGCUGAGAGGCAGAGAGAGCUCGAGGGGAGUCGACAAAACAUCCAGCAGAGAAUCCAGGACAGAGAGAAAGAUGUGAAGCUGCUUCAACAGCAGGCGGAGGCCAUCAAUGUCUCUGCUGAUAAAGCAGUGGAGGACAGCGAGAAGAUCUUCACUGAGCUGAUCCGUCUCCUGGAGAAAAGAAGCUCUGAUGUGAAGCAGCAGGUCAGAUCUCAGCAGAAAAGAGAAGUGAGUCGAGUCAAAGAGCUUCAGGAGAAGCUGGAGCAGGAGAUCACUGAGCUGAAGAGGAAAGACGCUGAGCUGAAGAAGCUCUCACACACAGAGGAUCACAACCAGUUUCUACACAACUACCCCUCACUGUCACCACUCAGCCAAUCUACAUCCAGCAUCCAUAUCUGUCCUCUGAGCUGCUUUGAGGACGUGACAGCAGCCGUGUCAGAAGUCAGAGAUAAACUACAGGACGUUCUGAGAGAGAAGAGGACAAACGUCUCACUGACAGGGACUAAAGUGGACGUUUUACUGCCACAACCAAAGCCCAAGACCAGAGCUGGAUUCUUAAAAUAUUCACGUGAAAUCACACUGGAUCCAAACACAGUAAACACACGGCUGUUAUUAUCUGAGGGGAACAGGAAAGCAACAUUAAUGAGACAACGGUGGAGAGGAGAGGGAGAGGAGGAGUUUAUGUAGCAGUCGCAUACAAGAAUAUCAGCAGAGCAGGGAGGUCAUAUGAAUGUGGAUUUGGAUACAAUGACAAAUCUUGGGCGUUAUAUUGUAACAACAACAGUUAUACAUUUUGUUACAACAAAGUCCAAACUCGCGUCUCAGGUCCUGAGUCCUCCAGAGUAGGAGUGUACCUGGAUCACAGUGCAGGUAUUCUGUCCUUCUACAGCGUCUCUGAAACCAUGACUCUCCUCCACAGAGUCCAGACCACAUUCACUUAGCCGCUCUAUGCUGGACUUUGGUUUUAUUUUUUGUGUUCUGGAGACUCUGCUGAGUUGUGUAAACUGAAAUAGACAGAAGUCAUUUAAGGGUUAAAUUCUGUGUUUUAACUCUUU